AUGCCACAUCGACGUCUACGCGAUGCAGCUCCAGCCGAACGAGAUACCUACCAUGCAAAGGAAGGUGCUGAUGAACCACACAUUGCGUGCAUUCAACAGCUCCCAGCUCCCUUACAGCGUUACCUGCAGCCCUUUGACGCUUCGAUUGGCGAGCUCACAGAUGCAUACAACUUCAAGCAUAUGUCGGACUUGAUAAGCUAUCUCAAAAGUAAGGUGCUUGAGCAGAAGCGGCUGCUCAGCCUCCUCAAGAACGAUUUUGACAGGGAAUUGGCUGCAGUACGCAAGGAGAACCUCGCUUUGAAAGCAGACGUCCAAGCAUUGAGGUCGCGUCCUCUGAAAGUUGAGGCUGACAUCACUUGCAACGAAUCGCCACCUCUGACGCAAACAUCGACAGGCGGAUCGGAGAUCUUUGCCUUCAAGCCACCGCCUCUCCCUUUCCGAGCUAUCUCCCCUAAAACCUUUAUGGCAAGGGCUUCAAUCAGAGAUUCUCCCCGAAUGCAGCCAGGCUCACUGCCCAGUUCUCAUUCACACCUUCGUACUCCAUCCAAUCCUCAAGAGCGAUUCAAGCGCGUGUCCCAGAGUCCCCUUCAACGGCACGUAGCACACGGAACACAUAGCUACCAAUAUGCACAGCCAUCCAGCAGGACGGCCGUGUCCUUGUUUCAAAGUCCACGCUCCACACCCUCGUUAGCUCGGACCGAAGAUCAGCCGCCACAACGGGCUCAGACGCAUUCCUGGCAUUCAGCCGCCGCCGCUGGUCCCACUCAGCAAUGA
This is a messenger RNA of Mycosarcoma maydis (corn smut), 774 nucleotides long. RefSeq lists its product as uncharacterized. The transcript has 7 exons. NCBI's taxonomy places the organism in Eukaryota, Fungi, Basidiomycota, Ustilaginomycetes, Ustilaginales. The record is from RefSeq and is a predicted model, not a curated record. The coding region runs from base 1 to 774 and encodes 257 amino acids.